GUAGCAUAAUACCCUUGCUUUGUACAUAUCUCAGUUUGCCUUCCUGUUUCUUGUCCUUUCCUUUCUUUUGUUAUCCCUAAGUGCUACUUUGAAAUAUCAUAUUCUUCAAAAGCUAUGACCUCAAUUUCUUCUUUUAAUGCAACGCAAAAGAUCCGACUUUGCAAAAAUAAAAUCUUGUGAGCACCAUAGGUUGUUCUCUUCGUAGUUCGUGCAGUUCUGUUUUGAUUACAGCAUUUGCCUGACGCGUUCAAAAAGAGUACAGAGGGUGUGUGUAUGGGUUUGAAAUAGAUUCAACUUGUAACCCAUUUGGUUUCUUUCCAUACCCCAAUCUUGUUCCAGCUUUUUAAAACUCUAUCUCUUUGAGAAGUCUCAUUCCAUGAUCGUGUAGUUUGUGCAGCGAAUAUGCAGAGUAAUGCAGUGAAUUAAUCGUUGAGGAUUUGAAACCGAAUUCUGACACAAAACCGUAUGCAUGAAAUAAAGAGGCGCGAUUCUGGAUUCAAGCAAUUCAAGCUCAUGGACUCGACAAUUUUACUUACGAGUCACAAGCGCUCUAAAAGUGAUCCUAUGGAAAGAAGAGUCAGGGAAGAUGAAUUAUGGGAUAACGGGACUGAAGGUUCUUGUCACACUAGCAUGCUUGUGGAAAGCAACGAAUCCAAGAAGAGGCAAUAUCAUAACAUCGAUCUUCAGAGUUCUUUGACUCGAGAGAUUCUAAUGCUUCAAAAACGAUUGCAUCAACAAUUUGUGGUGCGAAGUGCAUUAGAGAAAGCAUGUUACCUGCCUUCCUCACAAGAUGCUGCACUAGAAAACUCGAUGCCAAUGGCCACCAAGGAACUAAUUAAGGAAAUUGGCGUGUUAGAAUUAGAAGUAGUGUACUUGGAACAAUAUCUUCUCUCGCUGUAUCGGAAAAGAUUUGAUCAUCAAAUUUUGUCUCUAUCAGCCAAGGAAAGAAGAUUGGAAACAGAUUCGGACACCAAGAAAGGAAGUUCAUUAGUUAAUAGGAAAGGUACUAUCACUGGGAAAGAGAUUUCAGUUCCUUGCAAUAAUCUCCCGUCACCCAGAAAUUCAGUUGGCUUUCCACUUAAGGAAUGCAAGAAACAGUUAGAACCAGAAGCUGUUUUAGACUUAAGUAUUCAUCGAAGUCACUCCACCCUAUCUCAGCAAUCAGUUUGUUCCAUCGAAAUUUCUCAGGCCAAAGCUUUGGACACUUUCCAUUCUCUACCGUUGUCUAUGCUAGAGCAAGCUCAGAGUAAUAACUGCAGUUCAACCUCCCUCGCUGAGCAUCUAGGAAAUUGCUUUUCUGAUAUAAUUCCAGAGACACCAAACUGGCUUUCGGAGGAGAUGGUUAAGAGCAUAUCAGCUAUAUAUUGCGAACUUGCAGACCCUCCUUUCGUUGGUCAUGAUAAUGCUUCGUCCUUUAUUCCAUUCUCAUCAUCAGUGUAUGAGUUUUCUUCACAAUGCCAGGGAAACAAGCAGGCCUCUCGGAGGAAGAAGCACCGAACCUUCAAUUUAAACUUUAACAGCCGUUUCCGCAUCAAAGGAUCAAAAGAAUUUAGUGGACCUUAUUGCUCAAUGGUAAAGAUUCAGAGGCUAAGCAGGGAUAGUGAGAAAUUAAAAGAAGUCGAGUAUAUGCUACGGAGAUUUAGAUCACUUGUUUCUCGGUUGGAAGAUGUUAAUCUUAGAAACCUGGAGCAUGAAGAGAAGCUAGCUUUUUGGAUCAACGUGCACAACACCCUAGUGAUGCAUGCUCUAUUAGUUUAUGGAAUUUCAGCCAAUAAUGCCAAAAGAAUUUCUACAGUACUUAAGGCUGCAUAUAACAUUGGGGGUCAUAAUGUAAGCGUAGAACUUAUACAGAACUCCAUUCUGGGAUGCAGAAUGCCUCGUCCAGGACAAUGGCUGCAGAUUUUGUUUCCUUCAAAAGCAAAACUUAAGGUUAGAGAUGCAAGAAAAGCAUAUGCAAUACACCGCCCAGAACCUUUAUUGAUAUUUGCACUCAGUUCAGGAAGCCAUUCUGAUCCCGCGGUGCGUUUGUAUACAUCCAAGAGAGUCUUGGAGGAGCUUGAAUCUGCGAAAGAAGAGUACAUCCAGUCUACCAUCGCUGUGACCAAGGAACAGAAAAUACUCGUACCAAAGAUAGUUGAUUUCUAUGCAAAAAACACACGUCUUGGUGUUUCUAGUUUGAUGGAUAUGAUCAAGAAUUACCUUCCUGAUUCUCCAAGGAAAAUCAUUCAGGAGUUUCAAUCAAAGGCAAGCUGGAAAGGCGUUGAGCUGAUCCCUCAUAACUUCAGUUUCAAUUACUUGAUUUCGAAGGAGCUAGCUUGGUAAUCACAUGUCAUAGUAUAUAUUAGUAUUAGAGCUUGGAAUGACAGAUGAAUCUUAAUUCAGGCUAGUUAUGGAAAAAAAAAUAUCCCAAGUUCUUCCUUGGACAUGGUAAAGAAGACUUGAUGUUGAUGAAAGGAAUCAAGACCGGAGUUAUUUUUACAUGUCGAGUCUCUAAGCAUGACUGAAGUGAAACUGCUCAGCCUGGUAGCGAGCUCUCGUAUUGAUAUGUUUGGCCGGAGAUAACAGAGAAAAAGGGAAGGGAAAAUUGAAUUCAAUAUAUCUCUUGUUUAGGAAUUAUUUUUUAUAAUAAUAAGGAGAGGAUGAUGAAGAAUAUUUCCCUUACCUUUAAAAUCUUUCAAAAUCCUCCCUAUUUCUUCCAAUUUGAAAAGUUUUGGAAGAGAAAAUUAUCCCAAGCAAGGAGAAGGAAAAUAAGUAUCCCUCCCUUUCCUGUACUUCUUUUCUCUUACCCUUCAAGUCCUAAACAUAUCCAAAAUGUUUUGUGGCCGUAUAUGUGAACAGUGAAGCUUGUAAAUCAUCAGUCUUGCUUGAUUGGCAUACCUAUGACUAUGAUUCAAUUGUCAUUCCUAGUCUAUUUAAGAACAUUAUUGAAAAGUUUGUAAUGAUGCUUCCAGUUUUCUUUGCCUCCCAUCUUUUCCAAGUUUGAGGGAGUGCAUAAAAUUGUAAAUUGUUCCCUUUAAGUAAAUUUUGGAAGUCUCUGUAA
This is a messenger RNA of Prosopis cineraria, 3040 nucleotides long. RefSeq lists its product as uncharacterized. The transcript is spliced from 12 exons. The record is from RefSeq and is a predicted model, not a curated record. Bases 466 to 2322 code for a protein of 618 amino acids. NCBI's taxonomy places the organism in Eukaryota, Viridiplantae, Streptophyta, Magnoliopsida, Fabales, Fabaceae.